AUGCUGCGCAACAUUGCCCGCACUGCUCAGAACUCCGUUCGUCUUGGACAUCGUUUGUCAAGAGCAGGCACUCGGUCGUUCGCAAGGACAGCCGCAGUACUAUCUGAAGCUCCACUCAACUCGCUAGACGCAUUCACAGAUGAGGAACAGAUGCUGCGGGAGUCCGUUGCACGCUUCGCGCAGGAUGUCAUAGCCCCCAAAGUGCGGGAGAUGGACGAGGCGGAAAUGAUGGAACCGGAGCUAAUAAAAGCCCUUUUUGAGCAAGGACUCAUGGGCAUUGAAACGAGCAUAGACCAUGGCGGCGCCGGGUCCUCAUUCAUGUCAGCUAUCAUUGCCAUUGAGGAGCUCGCCAAAGUCGACCCCUCUGUUUCUGUUAUGUGCGAUGUGCACAACACUCUGGUUAAUACUGUCAUCCGUACGUAUGGUACCCAGGAGCAGCAAGACAAGUGGUUGCCCCAGCUUGCCGAGUCCAAGCUUGGAUCAUUUUGUCUGUCUGAGCCCGCAUCAGGGUCGGAUGCCUUCGCCCUCCAGACGCGUGCCGUCAAGGAUGGGGACUAUUGGGUUCUUAACGGUAGCAAGAUGUGGAUCACGAACUCAUAUGAAGCGGAAGUCUUCCUCAUAUUCGCGAAUGUAGACCCAAGCAAGGGCUACAAGGGCAUCACCUGCUUCAUCGCCACGAAAGAUAUGGGCAUACAGAUAGCAAAGAAGGAGCAGAAGCUUGGCAUUCGCGCGUCAUCGACUUGCCUCAUCAGUCUCGACGACCUGCGCGUUCCGGCGGAGAACAUUAUCGGCGGCGAGGGCAAGGGCUACAAAAUCGCGAUUGAGUGUCUGAACGAGGGCCGCAUCGGUAUUGCCGCGCAGAUGCUUGGGCUUGCGCAGGGCGCAUUCGACAAGGCGGUGCCGUACACGUAUCAGCGGACGCAGUUCGGGCAGCCGGUGGGCACGUUCCAGGGGCUCGCGUUCCAGCAGGCGCGCGCGGCGAUGGAGAUCGAGGCCGCUCGGCUGCUGACAUACAACGCGGCGCGACGCAAGGAAGAAGGUAAGCCGUUCGCGCGUGAGGCGGCGAUGGCAAAGUUGUACGCGAGCGAGGUUGCGCAGCGCGUGAGCGGCGCAGCGAUUGAGUGGGCAGGCGGCGUUGGUUUCACGCGCGAGACGGGGAUCGAGAAGUACUGGCGGGACUCAAAGAUUGGUGCGAUCUACGAGGGAACGUCAAACAUUCAGCUACAGACCAUCGCGAAGCUCAUUCAGAAGCAGUACUCAUAAAUCGUCAUCGGUCUCAUCAUUCGGUGACAUCAUACCUGGAGCGUUUUGGACAAACUUACCCAUGUAAAAGUACACAUUGCCAUAUUCAUUCUUAAAACAGCAGGAUAUAUUUCCCAA
This is a messenger RNA of Postia placenta MAD-698-R-SB12, 1380 nucleotides long. RefSeq lists its product as hypothetical. The transcript is spliced from 8 exons. Gene Ontology annotation, cellular component: mitochondrion. The record is from RefSeq and is a predicted model, not a curated record. Gene Ontology annotation, molecular function: acyl-CoA dehydrogenase activity; flavin adenine dinucleotide binding. Bases 1 to 1263 code for a protein of 420 amino acids. NCBI's taxonomy places the organism in Eukaryota, Fungi, Basidiomycota, Agaricomycetes, Polyporales, Adustoporiaceae.